Messenger RNA from Paramormyrops kingsleyae, 2158 nucleotides. RefSeq names its product butyrophilin subfamily 2 member A1-like. Gene Ontology annotation, cellular component: external side of plasma membrane. Gene Ontology annotation, biological process: T cell receptor signaling pathway; regulation of cytokine production. NCBI's taxonomy places the organism in Eukaryota, Metazoa, Chordata, Actinopteri, Osteoglossiformes, Mormyridae. Gene Ontology annotation, molecular function: signaling receptor binding. The record is from RefSeq and is a predicted model, not a curated record.
AUCAUGUCUAGCUUCUGCUCUCCAAUUCCUUUAAAUUAAAUCACAAGUUCACUUGGAAGUUAUGCUGUUAUUCUGUUAAUGUGUCACUUAUCAGUUAUAACCAGGAGCCCCUGGUUAGUAUUACUUUAGCAGUAGCAUUUGUUUGAGGUUUAGAGAGACUAAUUGAUCAGGCUGUUAAAGUGCUGUAUGUUGCACCUACUGGGCCUGAGUUGAAUUCUUGCCAUCACUUCCCUUCUUCAUCUGGGAAAGUCGCUGAUUACAGGCUGAAAAUGAAAGUGUAACUCUGAUCUCCAUCUGGGAUAAGUGGCAGUACUUAACAGUAUAUACAUCUGUCAGGUGUGUUAUGGGAACCUUCAGCAGAGGAAGCCUUGUGCUGAUGUGUAUCACCUUCACCACAUCAUACAGAGCUAAUGCCGAAGACAUCAACUCAAUUUUGAUAGUUCCCUCUACUCCUGUGAUCAUCACAACUGGCUAUGAUGUCCUACUGCCCUGCUACCUUUCUCCAGAACGAAGUGUAGUUUCCAUGGAAAUCAGGUGGUUUCGGGACCAAUUCAGUGAUUACAUAUACCUGUACAAACCCGGGAUUGACAGUAAGGGCAAAGGGUAUGAGGACAGAGUGAGCUUAUUUUCUCAGGAACUGGAGAAAGGCAACGUGUCACUGCUGCUUACAGACGUCAGGCUGGCAGACCAAGGUGACUAUAAGUGUCAUGUCAGCCUUGGUGACUGGUUUGAGGAGCCCACCCUGGAGUUAACAGUCAGACAACCAGGAAGCAAACCAAUCAUAGAGGUUCUAAAACGCAACAGAGAUUCAAUCGAACUAAGUUGUAGCUCUGAGAACUGGUAUCCAGAACCCAACAUGCUUUGGACAGACAGUAAUGGGAGGGAGCUGGAGGCCCAGACAGACAAAGCCACACAGAAAUCAGUGGGUGGAUCCUACAGCAUCACCAGUCAAAUUAACAUCAAUGAGUCCUUUGAAGAAGUUGUGAAGUGCAUUGUAGGAGAACAGAAUCAGAGAAUCCAUUUUGAGUCUUUAAUAAAGCUUAGUGAUGGCUUGUUCAUGACCACCAUACCAGAUCGGGUGUACAUCUCUGCUGGUGUCAUUCCUGUCACAGUGGGUCUGAUAUUAGUCCUUGUUGCUGUGUUAAUUGUAAACAACCAGAAGAAAGUACGGAAAAUCAAGCUUAGCAGAUUUGAUUCUCUCGAAAGCAGUUUGGAAAAACUAAAUGAUGAGCAUGAUGCCCUCAAAGAGAAGUGUCGAGCUGUCAGCUACAUCCCAGACUCAGUGUGGAGCUACAUCAUUAGUUGUGCAGAUGACGUGACUCUGGAUGAAAAAACAGCACAUCCAAAACUCAGAGUUGCAGAAGAUGGUAAAUCUGCUGGAUGGGUGGAAAAGGAUAAAACUGCAGAUGGAAAAAACAAGCCAAAGGAACAAUCCAUUGAUAUAAACAGCAAACGGUUUGAUGAUCAACAGUGUGUGCUGGCUAAGGAGGGAUUCACGUCUGGGAGACAUUACUGGCAGGUGGAAUUUGGAAAGCAGGCUAGUUGGCAGGUUGGAGUUGGUAAGGAGACCAAGGACAAACAGGAAAUACUUACUUCUGUAAAGGGGUACUGGAUCUUAAAUUCAUCAUCAGACACAUCGCUUUCUGCAAGCACUGCUCCACCCACAAUCCUCCCUACUGAUCUGAAACCAGAGAGAGUGGGGGUGUAUUUGGACUACGAGGAAGGUCAAAUUUCAUUUUACAAUGUGGACCAUAGAUGUCAUAUAUACACAUUCAAAGAUGAGUUUACAGUAAAGCUCUUUCCAUUGUUUGGAACAAAAAAAGGAUGUUUUAAAAUAUUUACAGUCUUGGGUGUGAAAAACAAACAAAGUGACAUUGCCGAAGAUGCUACAGUAUCUUCACUGAUACACUGAAUAACCUGUGUUGAACAAACAGCAAACGGCUUAUAGAUUGAUAUGCUCAUUUACAUCAUGCUAUAAAUGUCUGUUUAUACUGUAAAUAAAUACUUACUGUAUCAAAUAUGUUUGACUACAGCUAUGAACUCUUUUGUUAGUUUAAGACGUUACUGGUGUAUUGUUUUUGCAAUGAAUGAUUGUUAAUUGGAAGAGUUGAGUAUACUGAUUGUAAGACAUUCAGAAUAAAAUGCUAAUGAAAAUCCA